UUUUACGUAUUCAAGCAUUCUACACCAGCAUUUUCCAUUAGCGAAAUUUUCGGAGAUUAUUUCUAACAAAAGCUCAAAACCGAUAUCGAUUCUCUUUUUUCCCAAAAAUUAUGAGUAAUUUGCAGAGAACCAGGCGACGCUGCGAAGGUACGGCCAUGGGCGCCAUAGUUCUUGAUCUGCGACCGGGCCUCGGAAUUGGACCUUUUACCCUUGGUAUGCCAAUUUGUGAUGCUUUUGCUCAAAUUGAACAGCAGCCUAACCUAUAUGAUGUUGUCCACGUGAAGCAUUUGGACGAGGAUCCUCUGAAACUGGAUUUUGUUAUUAGCUUUCCCGACCAUGGUUUUCAUCUUCGUUUUGAUUCUUGGUCACAGAGGCUACGCCUUAUUGAAAUUUUUGAUGUAAAGCGUCUUCAAAUGCGCUACGCGACUUCUCUUAUUGGGGGACCAUCAACCCUAGCUACUUUUGUAGCGGUAUAUGCACUUUUUGGGCCAACCUUUCCUGGUAUUUAUGAUAAACAUAGAGGAGUUUACUUUCUAUUCUAUCCGGGACUAUCAUUUGCUUUUCCAAUUCCAAACCAGUAUACAGAUUGCUGCCAUGAUGGGGAAGCUGAACUACCCUUAGAGUUUCCAGAUGGCACAACACCUGUUACAUGUCGUGUCUCUGUAUAUGAUAGUUCUACAGACAAAAAAGUUGGGGUUGGAUCUUUAAUGAAUAGGGCAUCUGCUCCUCCACUACCAGCAGGUAGCCUUUACAUGGAAGAGGUGCAAAUCAAGCUUGGGGAACAAUUGUACUUCACAGUUGGCGGCCAGCAUAUUCCUUUUGGUGCAUCACCUCAGGAUGUAUGGACUGAAUUAGGUCGUCCUUGUGGAAUUCAUCAAAAGCAGGUUGAUCAAAUGGUCAUUCACUCUGCCUUAGAUCCUCGUCCGCGGACAACUCUUUGUGGUGAUUAUUUCUACAAUUAUUUCACAAGAGGACUAGAUAUCUUGUUCGAUGGGCAGACUCAUAAAAUCAAGAAGUUUGUUUUGCAUACAAACUAUCCUGGUCAUGCAGAUUUCAAUUCUUACAUAAAAUGCAAUUUUGUUAUUUUUGGUGCUAAUUUUGGGAGUUCAUAUCAGGAUACUAAACACAAGAUAACGCCAAGCACAAAGUGGGAGCAAGUAAAGGAAAUUCUUGGGGACUGUGGUCGGGCCGCUAUCCAAACGCAAGGUUCUACUAGCAAUCCUUUUGGAUCCACUUUUGUAUAUGGCUAUCAAAAUGUCGCAUUUGAGGUGAUGAAGAACGGUUAUAUCGCAACGGUGACACUUUUCCAAUCAUGAUGAUUAUAUUGCAUGGUUGUAUGAAAGCAGCAAAAUCUGUUUGUAGAAACUAGAAAUCAGGGUGGUGGUGGUGGGAACUGAUGAUAAAUGUACAGUUUGUGUUUGACAUGUAUAGAUUGUUGUUUGAUUUAUGGAGAUUGUAGUUAUGUAUUGUUACAUUGUGAAUAUGUUUUAAAUUAAAUACAUUUUCAAAAACUA
Messenger RNA from Humulus lupulus (European hop), 1514 nucleotides. RefSeq names its product PHAF1 protein At3g51130. Lineage: Eukaryota; Viridiplantae; Streptophyta; Magnoliopsida; Rosales; Cannabaceae. The coding region runs from base 111 to 1316 and encodes 401 amino acids. The record is from RefSeq and is a predicted model, not a curated record. The transcript has 15 exons.